Archocentrus centrarchus (flier cichlid) is the source of this 2408-nucleotide messenger RNA. Its product is annotated as CD276 antigen-like. The record is from RefSeq and is a predicted model, not a curated record. Lineage: Eukaryota; Metazoa; Chordata; Actinopteri; Cichliformes; Cichlidae. Gene Ontology annotation, biological process: negative regulation of T cell proliferation; positive regulation of T cell proliferation; cell surface receptor signaling pathway. The transcript is spliced from 7 exons. Gene Ontology annotation, cellular component: external side of plasma membrane. Bases 29 to 1129 code for a protein of 366 amino acids.
AAGCCGAGCAGGAGGGUCUCCGAGGAGGAUGAAGCUCUGCUGGGUCGCAGCAUAUUUGUUACUGUGGAUUUUACUGUUGACUGCAGAUGGAGAUUCUGAAGUGUCCUGUGUUUUUAUGGAGAGAUGCAUCUUACCGUGCAGUUUCCAGACUGGGAAAGAAAUCGUCAUCCACUGGUUUAAGGUACCAGGAGACCUUCACGUCCACUCAUUCUACUACAGCAAAGACCAGCUUGGACACCAGGACCAGCGCUUCAGAAACAGGACUUCACUGUUCAAGGACCAGAUCUCCAGAGGAAACGCCUCCCUGCAGCUGACAGGGGUGCAGGUUCAGGACCAGAGCAGAUAUAAGUGCCACACCAGCACCAUCAGAGGAAACCAGGAGUCAUUUAUUAACCUGAAGGUGGACGCUCCAGUUCAUGAAGUCAGCAUUGAUCAGGUAGGAAACAGGAUCACCUGCAGCUCAGAGGGGAUCUACCCUGAACCUCAGCUCACCUGGUCCACCAGCCCUCCAUCCAACAUCACCUUCACCAACACCACCACAGUGCAGCAGCCUGAACAGCUGCUUUACAGCAUCACCAGCUCUUUGAUGGUUUCAGCCGGUGUUUAUGACCUGCUCUUUAUCUGCACCAUCAGCACUCGCAGGAACAGGAGGAGAGCCACUUUGAGGAAACUAGCUGAUAUCAGUGCUCCCAGCACCGAGGUAACAAUCCCCUGCACCCCCCCAAACACCACCCUCACCAACUUCAGCCUCGUCUGGAGCUUCAAUCACACUCAGACCAUCGUGAAGCAGACCGGGACCAACGUCACCUACUCGGUGUCAGACGGGUGGAAGCAGCAGGUGAAGAAAGUGUCAGAGUCAGGCAGCCUCGUGCUGAAGGACUUAUCCUCCAAACAGGAGGGGGGGUACACCUGUGAGCUCAGCAAUGCUGAGGAGACUCACAGCACCAACACCCACCUGAGGAUCAUCAAAGGGGGUCACAGUAAUGCUGCAGCCAUCGUCACAGCUGUGCUGUUUGGAACCGUGCUGGUCGCUGCCCUUCUCUACAUAUACACAAAGGUUUUGCCUUCAUUUGCUCCUCGGUCACCUGCACAGGAGCAGGUGGGGUCUUGUUCACGAGUGACGGGAUAAAGGAGAUCAACAGAUGUUACACAGUGCUCCUCCACAUCACAGGAACCAGCUGAGGUGGUUCAGCAUCUGAUCAGGAUGCCUCCUGGACGCCUCUUGGGUGAGGUGUCCUGGGUAUGUCCUACCAGGAGGAGGCCCCGGGGCAGACCCAGGACACGCUGGACAGAUUAUAGCUGUUGGCUGGCCUGGGAACACCUCGAUGUCCCCCCGGAUGAGCUGGAGGAGAUGGCUGGGUAGAGGGAGGUCUGGACUUCUCUGCUCUGGUCUGCUCUGCCUCUGUGACCCGGCCCUGGAUUAGUGGAAACAGAUGGACGUAUUCUGAAGAUUUGAGACAUGCCGAAGACUUUCUGAGAGCAUCCAUCAGCUGUUGAAGGGUGUCUUUUUUCUGGUUUUGGCUGCAGCUGAAGGUCAGCGUCCUCCAGGAGAGUUUCUGAUCUUCACACGUUGUGCUAAAAACUGUUUGUUUACAGCGUCAGCUGUACGAGGUUACCUCAUCACUGCUAACGUCUCUCAGGAACACUGACCUGACCUCUGUUUGCUAAUUCCAUCAGUGACAACAGCUUCUUACUGUGAUCACUCUACAUUUUUGUGUCUAAUACAUUAUUGUGUUACAUUCCAUAAUUACACUAAACUUCAUUAUCAGACAAUUAUGCUGCAUAAGUGAAUAUAAAAGUCCUUCAAUUACCUGCAGGACAGGUGGACACAAAAACAAUAACACACACACACCAGGAGCUUUCAGUGUGUGAACCUGAUGAGUGAGAGGGGAAAUAAAAGGCGUGUAAAAAAGAAUAAAGUGGUAAAAACAUAAAUAAGCACUAAUGCCAGAGCAGUGAGAUGAAGGUGGGUCUGACAACGAUUUGAUGCAGCUGGAUGAGACUGAAGUUUUUCUGAGUGACGGCCCUCAAAGUACAGAAGAGUGGGAGGAGACUUUAAACUCUGAUAUUGUGAUAUUGAAGCUCAAAUUCAGAUCUGGGAGAAAUCAUGCUGGACAAAACCAAGACUUUAGAGUGUGACUCUUGGAGGGGUGUAAAAUAGAUUUGAGCUUAAAUAUGUUUAUCAGCUGUGAAAACUUCAUGUGGAUACUUCCUGCACUGAUGAAGUUAUGAAAGUUUUAAAUGAUUAAAAAUGCAGUUUGUGGAUUGAUGGAACUUUCUUCCAAAAUAAGAUAAGAUAGUGUUUAUUUGUCACAUGCACAGUUAUACACAAUACACAGUGAAAUGUAUUUUGUACCUGCAACCAUAUAUACACACACAUAUAAAUAAGAAGAAUAAAAAUAAGUAAU